Molecule: messenger RNA, 440 nt
Organism: Vanessa tameamea
Lineage: Eukaryota; Metazoa; Arthropoda; Insecta; Lepidoptera; Nymphalidae
Gene: roh
Product: reduction of Rh1
Exons: 3
Coding region: 140-370 (76 amino acids)
Source: RefSeq, a predicted model, not a curated record
CUUUUAGAAGUAAGAAAAUAUAAGUUAUAUUUGAAAGUCUGUGCACUCACGAAUUGUCAAAUGUCAUCAGAAUUUGAUAAGUGAUUAUUUUCUGUGGCGGUCGAUACCGAUAGUUCCGAAAAGAAAAAGACCUUCAAAAAUGGCAGACGCUCCCGCUCGCCCUAUGAAAUAUCCCUACACAUUUAGCGCCAAGAUUGCGCAGUUCCCUUUCAAAUUCUACGUUCAGAACCAAUGGAUCUGGCGUUACUGGAUGAUCGGAAUCGCCGUCGCUUCUCCAGUGUUCUACAAGAUCCAUAAAAUGGCUAACUCUCCCGAGAAUGUCAGCAUCUGGGCAGAAAAGAGAAAGAAGGAAGCUGCAGCACACCAUUAACAUUCUAGAUAACCUGUGUUCUUUAAUCAAAUAUAUUUAUAUAAGUAUAAAUAAAAUCAUGUACUAGUUA